Messenger RNA from Suncus etruscus (white-toothed pygmy shrew), 1334 nucleotides. RefSeq names its product adenylate kinase 4 (gene AK4). Gene Ontology annotation, cellular component: cytoplasm; mitochondrion. Gene Ontology annotation, biological process: nucleobase-containing compound metabolic process. Bases 175 to 846 code for a protein of 223 amino acids. The transcript has 6 exons. The record is from RefSeq and is a predicted model, not a curated record. Gene Ontology annotation, molecular function: ATP binding; nucleoside diphosphate kinase activity; AMP kinase activity. NCBI's taxonomy places the organism in Eukaryota, Metazoa, Chordata, Mammalia, Eulipotyphla, Soricidae.
UGGGGUGGAGGCGGGCGCGGGCGCAGGCGGCGCCGCCCAGCGCGCAAGGGGCCGGAGCCUUCUCCGGAGCGCUUCCCCCGGCCGGCCGCGGUAGGCGCGAUCCAGAGGUCAUCUUGGAGAAACAAAGUUCCAGGAGCUCCUUGGGCCCCCCCUUGGACCUCGCCAACCCUCCCCAUGGCUUCCAAACUCCUGCGCGCGGUCAUCCUGGGGCCCCCCGGCUCGGGCAAGGGCACCGUGUGCCAGAGGAUUGCCCAGAACUUUGGCCUCCAGCAUCUCUCCAGCGGCCACUUUCUGCGCGAGAACAUCAAGGCCCGCUCGGAGGUUGGUGAUAUGGCCAAGCAGUACAUUGAGAAAGGACUGUUGGUUCCCGACCAUGUGAUCACGAGACUCAUGAUGCUGGAGCUAGAGAACCGGCGUGAUGAGCACUGGCUGCUGGAUGGUUUUCCAAGGACAUUAGUUCAGGCGGAAACCCUGGAUAAGAUCUGCGAAGUGGACCUCGUGGUCACCCUGAACAUCCCAUUCGAAACGCUCAAAGACCGACUUAGUCGACGCUGGGUUCACCCUCCUAGUGGAAGAGUCUACAACCUGGACUUCAAUCCACCUCAUGUGCAUGGCAUUGAUGACAUCACUGGUGAGCCACUGGUCCAGCAAGAGGAUGACAAACCUGAAGCAGUUGCUGCUCGGCUCAGACAGUACAAGGAUGUGGCGAAGCCAGUCAUGGAACUAUACAAGAGUCGAGGAGUGCUGCACCAGUUUUCUGGAACGGAGACGAACAAAAUCUGGCCUUACGUCUACACGCUUUUCUCCAACAAGCUCACACCUGUUCAGUCCAAGGAAGCGCACUGAGUCAGCUGGGGGGUCCAGGAAGGUGUCAGCGUGCUCCAUCCCCACGGGACACCCCAGCUGCUUGCUUGUGGCAUCUUUUCUUGGUUAAAAGGUGAACUGAACUGAAAACAAGGAGUGGAAAGAGCUGAUGAAGAGGCUCUUCUCUGACUUUAGAAGACUCAACGGCUGGGGCUGUGAUGCAUCUUCGAGCACCCAGCCUGGCUGCACUGUAGGCUGGGAGACUUCUGUUCCCUCUUGCCUGCUGCUCCUUCCUGAGCAAGAUAAUAGGGGUGAUCUCUGGUCCCCCUCAUCCCCCGAUGUUGGCUUGAGUGCAGCCUCAGUGAGCCUGAGCCCAGGUCUUGUCAGUUUCCAUAGUCUGUGCCCUCCUAGCUAUAAUGAACUUCUCUGACCGAGAGUGGCCCAAUUCCUGGUUCUUUUUUUUUUUUUUUUUUUUCUGUUAAAAGUGUCACUAACUUUUCUGUAUUUGCUCAAUAGAAUCGUUCUGUGGA